AUGGCUAAUCUCGAAUAUAUUCAGUCUACCUUUCCAAAUUGCGCAGACGAACUAGCGAUUCUAAAAUCUGCCUUCCCUACAGAAACGAAGCUCGAUAUUUGGUUCCAUAAUUGUGUUAAUGUUUACAUUCUCGUGACACCGGGCGUAGUUGGAGUUCCUGUAAAUGUCUGCUUCAAACUUCGUAUCCUUAUUUCCUCGGAGUAUCCACGAAUAUCACCACUUUUUGAAUUGCAUGAUCCGGUUGGCCUUUCCGAUCCUGAUCUUGCAAAACUUAAAUCAGAGAUUAGGGAAGUUAUUCAGUCUCUUACUGGCGAAUGUAUGAUGUUUUCUAUUAUUGAUUGCUGUCGAGAAUUCAUCUCCAGUAAUAUUCCUUCCGUGGAUUGUUCAAUCUGUUUUGAGGGGUUUCAACGCGAGGAAGAUGUUACUCGUUCGUCAUGCAAUCAUUUCUUCCACAAUGUAUGUCUUUCGGAUUAUCAUAAAAGUCUCCUUGCCACAUAUCAAUCCGAAUUAGUCGCAAUCCUUGCAAAAAAUCCUCACUGUCCUAAGGAAAUGCGACCAGUAUUGAGGUUUCCAUGUCCCCUCUGCAAAACAGAACUUCCUCCGUUGAUUGGCGUGCCAAGCGACUGCGUUUGA
This is a messenger RNA of Rodentolepis nana, 633 nucleotides long. NCBI's taxonomy places the organism in Eukaryota, Metazoa, Platyhelminthes, Cestoda, Cyclophyllidea, Hymenolepididae. The record is from the annotation of a GenBank genome assembly.